Molecule: messenger RNA, 747 nt
Organism: Paraglomus brasilianum
Lineage: Eukaryota; Fungi; Glomeromycota; Glomeromycetes; Paraglomerales; Paraglomeraceae
Source: the annotation of a GenBank genome assembly
AUGUCCGAUAAUGGAAAAGAGUUCGAUAACCAGUUAUUAAGACAUAUAACUAAACGAACGCAUGUCAAACAUAUAUUCACCGCUACUUAUCAUCCACAAGCAAAUGGACAAGUCGAGCGUAUGAAUCAAACAUUGAUGAAUAUGCUUAGAAAAUUGUCUCAAGAUAAACCGCACGUAUGGGAUGAACAUAUCGAAACAUCAUUAUUCGCUUACCGAACCACCAUACACUCAACGACUAAAUUUACACCAUUUUAUCUGCUACAUGGAUGCGAAGCGGUUACGCCGCUAAAUCGAAAAUUAGCACCAAUUGGUAAUGAAAAAGACCUAAAGAAACGACAAGGUCAACUUGUCGAAAUAAUGAGCAAAAGAGCGCAGGCACGUGAUAAUAUCGUAAGGGGACAAAGCUCCCAGAAAAUACAAUACGAUAAGAAAUUACAAGAUUCAACCUAUAUUCCUGGUGAUUUAGUUUGGAUCGAUAAGAAAACGCUUAGCGCAUUACCAAAGCAAAAAACUGGUAUGCGACUAACAGGACCGUUUGAAAUUAUUCAAAGGAAUAGAAACGGCACCUAUCACGUGAAAGAUUCAAAAGGCGUAGUGCUCAAAAAAGCCUAUUCGGGAGAUAAAUUCAGACGUUACGAAAUACGACAUAAAUGGGGAGAACCCGUAGUCGUAAUCGAACAAAAUAAAGACAUUCAUAAAAGAGAUGAAUUUCCUCGGCUAGUAGAUGCGAGUGAAGAGGAAGACUAA